Messenger RNA from Microcebus murinus (gray mouse lemur), 1549 nucleotides. RefSeq names its product clathrin binding box of aftiphilin containing 1 (gene CLBA1). Gene Ontology annotation, biological process: intracellular transport. The record is from RefSeq and is a predicted model, not a curated record. Lineage: Eukaryota; Metazoa; Chordata; Mammalia; Primates; Cheirogaleidae. Gene Ontology annotation, molecular function: clathrin binding. Gene Ontology annotation, cellular component: trans-Golgi network membrane; AP-1 adaptor complex.
CGGCUCGGCGGGCGCAUGUGUCCCGAGCCGCUUCCCGGCCGGUCUGCGCGCCCCGGCGGCUCCGAGAUGCAGGGCCCGCUGGAGUCGGGCGCACAGUCGUGGGGCGGCCGCGCAGGGCCAGCGGGCGACGGUGCCCUCCGAGAGGCUCCGGGGAGGCGGAGUGGUGACGACGUGGGGUGGGCGAGGACCCGCGCCAGCCUCCUCCUGCGCAGCGGGAAAGCCAGCACCCCCAGGCCCGGCGAGGGCUCCACCUGCACCCCCGGCCUUCGGGACCCCGCGGAACACAGCACCUGGGGGGAGUUCGAAGGCUUCCGGGAGUCUUCUGCAGAGGCCGGGCAGUUCCCUCAGUCCUUUCAGCUCCCGCAGAGACCCGCAGAUCCUCAGCCACCGAGAACCGCUUCCACCCCAGAGGAGUGUGGUUCCCCCACGCUGUGCCAGGGUGGACCUUGGGUGACAGGAGCCGCUGUCGCCCCACCUUCCGAGCCCCUUCUCAGCUAUGAGGACAUUUUUAAGAUUGCUUUUCAAGAAGUAUCAGUUCCACAGGCAACUGAAGAUGUUUCCACCUUACACCAUUUUCUAGAAAUAAGCAGUGAAGAAAAGCCUGGCCUUGAAUCUGUACAUAAAUUUUGUUCUGAAUCUAGAGCCCUGUGGAGAGCCCUUCAGAACACAAAUGCCACGUCCGUGUCACGGUGCCUCUGGAACGGAUCCCACUGCCAGGAAAACUACUUUCUCGUUCUCGGAAUAGACGCUGCUCGGAAGAGCCUUUCUGCAGGCCAGGGCCACGUCGCAGAGGGCUCCGACCUCAAAGAGCCUGAAGGACUCCUUGCUGUCAGCAGCUUCCGUCUCCACCACUGCAAAGCCCUGAUCCAGACCAAGCUCUCAGGGCCGCCCGGCAGCAGACAGGGGGGCCUCAUCACAUACAGCCUCUUCCUGAAGACCCCCUUGUGUGGACACAGGCAGUACAUCACCAUUCCAAGGAAAAAGAAGAUUUUCACUCCACGAAACCUAAAAAUGACAUUCUUUAAUAGUGAUGUUUGCUAAAAACCGGAGUUCUUUGUAACUAUGAAGAAUUACAUUUUCUUACUAAUUUGGUUUGGUCCUGGAAACCAGAACUAUCACGCAGCUGCUUCCCAAGUCCCAAGUCUGCAUCCUGGGCUCUCUCUGGGCGGGGAGCCAUCCUGUGCCUGAAGCUCGCCUCAGGCCUGGUCAGGACACCCACAGGCCCCCGCCUGGUGCAGGUGCCGCCGGGCCUGGUGGGGGCACCUGGGGAUGGACACCUCAGUCAGACUGUGAGCGCAGAGGAGGAUGUUGAAGUGUCAUUGUGGAGAGGCUGCAGUGCCCGGAAGGCCUCUGUCUCACACUCUGCCCCUGCCUCGCAGCCCCGAGGACAGGCCUCUCUCCCGCGUGGACGGGGCCGCACAGCACGACGGGCCGCAGGUUUUUCCUGGCUCUCUGCCCAGGAAACUGUUCUCUUCCAAGGGCAGAGCCAAGCAGUCAGCACUGACUUUUGUAAAAUUUUACUAAAUAAAAUGGCCUGGAUGUGCUUGUU